GUCAUUGGAUUUAUAAAUACAAUCAGCUCCAGAAAUAGGUGGCUACAGGUUUUCCAGGCGUACCGACUAAAAUAAAAUAGCCUGGAUUCGGUUAACAAUAAUAUUGUCUUAUUGUCUGCCGCGCGUUCGAGUUUAGUGCGACUCUAUCAAUAUUUCGCUGUAGAAAGUUGUAUUUUUUUUAAAUUCAAAUAUGGAAGAGGAUGAUGCCCAACAAUUUUCUUUGCGCUGGCACAACCACCAGGUAGAUGCACUGAGGACCGUGUUAUCUGAAGCUACACUGUUUAUUACCUUUGGACACACCUAUACAAAUGACAAGUGUGAUCGGCGCUCUAGGGCGGAUGCUAACGACGGGGGCCCUGAGUGAUGUGACACUGAGCGCGAGUGGGGCCUCGCUGCGUGCUCAUCGACUCGUGUUGGCAGCUUGCAGCCAAUACUUCGCUCAAUUGUUUAAGGAAGUAGACACAGAUAACAACACACUAGUCGUCGUGCUAGGCUGUGAAGUGGCAGAAUUAAGGCUGCUCCUCACAUUCAUGUACACGGGAGAAGUUACAGCAUCAAGACAGUGUCUCCCCGCGUUGCUGCGUCUCGCUCACACUCUACAGGUCUCUGGAUUGACUGAUGCUGAUACGAAUACAGAGUUACAACAACCAUUGCCAGAGCUUAAUGAACCAGAAGCGCCUAUAAACCUAGAGAAAUCCAAUACACCCACUAAUUAUCUAAAAAAUGAAUCAAUUGAUACAGAAAUUAAUAAACCAACAAGUGAAACACAUAGAGAAUCAGAUUAUUUGAAUGAAAUAGUGGGCAGGAAUGAAAAAGAUAAAUUAAGCAAAUUAGACCAAAUUGUUCAAAAUUUGUAUAGUUCACAUAGAGUUGGAAAUUUCAUAGGGACAAUGACAACUCCACCGCUACCAACACUACCUAGUUUGGGAGAACCGCCAGACUACGACAAGCGAUGGCGCUCAAACAGCUCAGUGUGUACCAUCUGCAACAAGCGACUCAGUAACCAGUACAACUUACGUGUUCACAUGGAGACGCACGCUGGCCGCCGACAUGCGUGUCGCGCGUGCAGCCAUGUGUCGCGCUCACGAGAUGCGCUACGCAAACACGUGGCAUACCGGCACGCUGGCACGCAGCAUAGGAUGUGACAUUAAAGACGAAACUCGCAAAACUUACACAAAAUUCCAGAACUUAAAAAACUAUCACACUGAUAUUAUAAAGGCGAAAGGUUUGUGUGUAUGUGCGUAUUUGUUACUCUUUCACGCAAAAACUACUGGACGAAUUUGGUUAAAAUUUAGAAUCUAAUUGAAUAUAAUCUAAAAUUUGGUAGCAUUAAAACAGCUGUUUUGUUUGGCGGGCAUUUUCGGCAGAAAUGAUUUUUUAACGUUACUUAUUACUGCCGUCCAAAAAAUGCUAUUUUUAAGUCCCACUUAAAGAAGUUUCUACUUCAAAAACAUAUUGUUAAAAAUUAUUGAGAUGACUUAUUUUAUGUUUAUUUGUCACUUAUAAAAUGUAUGGCCAUCUCAACAAAUCAUAACACAAGAAAAGCAAUUAUCGCGCUGUCACUGAGUUCAAAUCCUUUGUAGUUUUCAUCAAGUGGCUGAGCCGAUACAAUUUACACGAACACACAUUAUGUUAUAUUUUAUUAACUGGUCAGUUAUAUUGCUAGUUCACUGCACAUUUAUUUCAUUUUUAUCAUUUGAUUAAAAAAAUUAAGAAUAGAAACCUUAUUUCUGGAUUCAGUCCUUCACAAAGCGUACUGUACUUAUAUGUGAUUAAAUUAUUUUCCGAACAAAAAUAGUGUGUGAUGAUAGGCCCCCCGGAUCGAAGGGCCCAAAAGAAUAAGGAAAGGCCCCCGAAUGACUCAAUAAAUGAUUAACAUAGUCUAACCUAAAUAAUAAUUUGGUUAGUUAAUUUAAUGAAACGCGAAAGUACAUAGAUACCAUAAAAUAUUUUUUAUUAUUUGUACCAAUCAUAACUUUACUGGACUGUUUUCUAUGAAUGUUUGUUCUGUCCUUCGAUGUCUUAAAUGUAAAGGCAUGCCCAUAUUUUAUAAGUCGACACUUUCGCAUUGAGCCCACUGCCAGAGUUCUAGAGUUCAGAGUUCUGCAUUCCACGUUCAGUCGUCAUCAGCAACACCUGCAUCUCUCACACUAUAGGCAUACAUUUGACACCUGCCAGUGUAAGUGAUGCCUCGACGGUUUGUUACAAGUUUCUAACUGUUGUGAACUGUGGUAGAGCGCAAAACUCUCUGUUACAGAACUUUGACAGUAUGAUCGAUGCCUUAGUUAUUAAUAAACUGGAAUGUAGAGGCAAGGAGGACCAUCUCUGGAGAAAAGUUGAAACAGUAAUAGUUCAAAAACCCUCCAAAUUGGAGCUAGCGUAGACAAUGCAGAUGCAGAGUUAGAAAAAACGGAUUGAAGUACGCCGAGUUAGAAAAUUUAACAUUAGUGCCUAUUAUAGUUAAUAACAGUCCAGUAUUACCAUACCUCAACAAUUUAUGUAGUUAUAUAGUUUCUUUCUCUAUUUUAAAACCGCUCUUUUUAAAUUUUACCCUUUGGCUACUGUAGCGCCGCCCUUAUUUGGCACAUUUUAACGAUCACUUUUUUUUACAUGACCAGAGAUCGUGCUCCUUGCCUAAUGCCUAACUCUUUUAACGAUAUUCUAGUCAUACUUUUAAGUUUUCAAAAGACAAAAACGAAUAAAAGACUUAAGUACCUAUUAAUUAAUUUCAAUAAAUAAA
This is a messenger RNA of Maniola jurtina (meadow brown), 2740 nucleotides long. Its product is annotated as modifier of mdg4-like. The coding region runs from base 309 to 1145 and encodes 278 amino acids. Gene Ontology annotation, molecular function: protein binding. NCBI's taxonomy places the organism in Eukaryota, Metazoa, Arthropoda, Insecta, Lepidoptera, Nymphalidae. Gene Ontology annotation, biological process: regulation of transcription by RNA polymerase II. The transcript is spliced from 6 exons. The record is from RefSeq and is a predicted model, not a curated record. Gene Ontology annotation, cellular component: nucleus.